AAUCCGGCUGCACAGGAAGUCCCGCAGCACCAGAGACAUGUCCGCUAGUUAGCUGCUGGUUAGCACGCUGGCCGAUAUUUUUCUCCCGAAAGCCGACACAUUCACCUUGAAGGCAGCAUUAUUUGGAAGUUAAUGGUUUUCCGGGGCCGCGGGUUGUCAACAUCAGCGCCAUGUCGGACAAAAAGCGAAGAAGAGAGAAAGACGACCGACGAGACCAGAAGAGGCACAAGUCCUCCAAACAGGAUUUGGAGAAACUCAAAACACACACGAAAAAACUCAACCAGGAAGUCCAACAGCUGAAACACGUUGAUACGUUCUAUGAGAAACCUCCACCGGGACUCAUCAAGGAGCACGAGGACAAACCCGAGGACUGUAUCCCUGCUGAACCAGGAAAUGAAGAAGCCCGCAGCUUCCUGGCAAACGCCCCCACCAGGGGCCUGUGGAUGCCUCUGGGGAAGGAGGUGAAGGUGAUGCAGUGUUGGAGAUGUAAGAACUACGGCCACAGGACAGGAGACAAGGAGUGUCCGUUCUUCAUCAAAGGCAACCAGAAACUUGAGCAGUUUAGAGUGGCUCAUGAAGACCCGAUGUACGACAUUAUUCGGGAAAACAAAAGGAAUGAAAAAGAAACCAGGAUCCAACAGCUGCAGCAGAUGCUUCAAGACACCACUUCCUCCAGUUCAGACAGCUCCUCUUCCUCGUCCGACCACCAUCGUAGCAAGAAAAGGAAAAAGAGGAAGGACAAAAAGAAGAAGGACAAGAAGAGAAAAGGGAAACAAAAGCACAAGUCCUCCAAAACCACUGACUGCUCAGAUUCAAAUUGAGUGUUUGGAACAUGUACUACAUGUACUUGUAUACGACGCGCUGUAAACACAGGAAGAGACGGCAAUGGUAGAGUGUUCGCCGUAGUGACGUGUGUUCUGCAGAGUGCCUCAGUAAGAACUGCACUCUGAAGACCUGUUUAAGCCUUGCCUCUGCUGGUUGAAACUGUAACACUAAGUCUGCUGCACAUGACUUCUCCCAGACGUUUAAUUCUCUCCAGGGUGACAACUCUCAUUUGCAUCCUCUCUGUUGGAUCGUACAACAACACAGAGCCAUAUGGCCCUCCUGCUUAAGUAAGUUUGUGCAUAUGUGUGUCAAAAAGCAUUAGCUGCAUGUGUAAUGAAUCUUAAGUGAUAUGAAAUAAGCCCGCUGGUGUAAGAGAUAAUGUUCUUUAGCGGGGUCCAAUAAGAUGGCAUGUCAGUAAAUACAGCGUGUUAUUAAGAGAUUGUAUUUUCCACCAUAUUUUUUAACCCCGGCCACCUCGCUCGUAUUAAAUACUUUGAUUGUAGAGUGUGUUAAAGGCGGAGAGGUGGGGGGGGGGGAAAGGCAGAAUUAGUACAGUUAUAGUUUGUCUUCCACGCAAGCCUGAAUGUUUGAAUGCCUGUGACUGUACAUAAAUAUUUGAAAUUAUUUGAGGUUUGAAUAUGCUUAUUUGCUCUGGAAAAAAAAGCCACAGACAUGGGAAAGAAUGUAUGUGAAUGUGCUCCCUUAUUCUGAGAAUAAAGAUGUCUCUCUCUCCAAUGUUU
Cyclopterus lumpus (lumpfish) is the source of this 1565-nucleotide messenger RNA. It is a transcript of the gene rp9, whose product is annotated as RP9 pre-mRNA splicing factor. Bases 171 to 821 code for a protein of 216 amino acids. Lineage: Eukaryota; Metazoa; Chordata; Actinopteri; Perciformes; Cyclopteridae. The transcript has 6 exons. The record is from RefSeq and is a predicted model, not a curated record. Gene Ontology annotation, biological process: RNA splicing.